This is a messenger RNA of Salvia hispanica, 330 nucleotides long. NCBI's taxonomy places the organism in Eukaryota, Viridiplantae, Streptophyta, Magnoliopsida, Lamiales, Lamiaceae. The record is from RefSeq and is a predicted model, not a curated record.
AUGAUUCUAUUGAAACAGCUCCUUCUAUUGUCCUUGGUUUUGCCGUUCGCUUUCCCUAAAGACGCUGAGCCAUCUCUGAUCGUCCAAAUCAACCAGCCACAGCUGGAUAAACUCGACGCCCAAGCACAUUGUACAAGCUGGAGGGUGGCUGUGGAGGCCAACAAUCUGAGCCCUUGGAAGACGGUUCCUGAAGAGUGCCGUGAUUAUGUGAUGGAAUAUAUGAGAGGGAGAGGGUACCUCCUCGAUCUCCAGAGGAUCGCCGAUGAGGCUGUAUUGCAUGCCAGAAGUGUUAAGUUGAACGGGGGAUGGGAAAUUCGCCUGGGUUUUUGA